AUGUCCAGCGUCUUUAUCGAUCCCAAAGACCUGCCCGACGGCGGCUACGGUCUCCUCCAAGUGCUCUUCCUCGGCGCCGUCUAUGGCGUCGUGCUCUUCAACGCGAGCAACCUCAUCUCGGACGGCAGUGAACUGCUCCUCCUCGUCCCGUCCAUGGCUGGGAUCGUCGGCAGCAUCGUGCUCCCCGUCCUGGGUGCGGUCCCAGACGGGGCCAUCGUGCUCUUCUCCGGCAUGGGCCCCAAUGCCCAAGAGCAGAUUUCCGUCGGGGUUGGGGCCCUCGCAGGGUCCACGAUCAUGCUGCUCACCAUCCCCUGGGCCCUCAGUGUCUACGCGGGACGUGUGAAUCUGGACGCCAAUGGACGGGGCAACUACGUCCGUCCCAAAGGUGACGAGCACUGGGGGAAGCUCAUGCCUCGGGGCAAUCGGGACUUGACCCGGACGGGCGUCGUGCUCUUUGACGAGAUCCCGUGCACCGCCAAGACGAUGAUUGGCACGAGUCUGAUCUAUUUGAUACUACAGGUUCCUGCGUUGUUUUAUACGGGGUUUGCUGAAGACGAUGCCGCCCGGACGGACAAUGCCCGCGUCGCGAGAGCUGAGAAACCUUUUGCGAUUGUCGCAUUCGGCGUCUCGAUGGUGGCGUUUGUCCUGUAUUUGUACUGGAGCGUUCGACGAUCGUCCGAGGUCAAAGAAGACGUGAUUGACGAAGUCCGCGUUGCAGCCAUCCGGGAUGGAGAGAUCAGUCUGUCGGGCAUCUUGGCCAAGGAAGUCGCCAAGUUGAAGAACGAAGCGGCGAGCACGAGCACGACGCCGCUGCGAGCGACGCGGGAGCAGUUUAAUCGCGUGGCUGAUGUCAUUCGCCCUUUUUUUCACGCUUAUGACAAGAACCGCGACCGUCGCAUGGACACGGACGAGCUGCAGCUCUUUUUUAAAGACUUGGGCGAGAAUCUCUCGCGCGACGAGGCCGAGACGUGGAAAGCAGCGGCGGACAAGAACAUGAAUGGAUACAUUGAAUUCCAUGAGCUCGUUGAAGCGACGCUUCGCUACCUGCUGGCCAAGUACGAGAAUGAACGUCACGGUCGAUCAGGAGUUUCGAUGCACCGCGUUAUAGUGGAUCAGAAACACUCGCUUGGUAUCUCGACUGCGGAUGGCGACGACGAUGAAGAAGAAGAGGAAGUACCGGAAGACCUUGCUCAUCUGUCGAUCGAUGAGCAACAGAAGAAGAUCAAGAUGCGCGCGGCGUAUAUGAUGGCAUUGGGUACGGCCCUCGUGCUGAUAUUCUCGGACCCGAUGGUGGAUGUGUUGUCGGAAGUUGGCGCGCGCACAGGUGUCCCGGCAUUCUACGUGUCGUUCGUGGUAGCGCCACUGGCUUCGAAUGCGAGUGAACUCAUUGCAGCGUAUAACUACGCGCAGAAGAAGACGUCCAAGACGAUUUCCAUCUCGGUAUCUGCUCUCCUGGGCGCUGCUUGCAUGAACAACACGUUCUGUCUGGGUAUCUUUGCCGCACUCAUGUCGUUCAAAACUGGCGGUUUGGUGUGGCAGUUUUCAGCCGAGACGUUGUCGAUUCUGUUUGUGGAGUUCUCGGUUGGCUUUAUUGCCAUGAAAAAGACGCAGCGUCUCCUCGACGGUCUCUUUGUGAUGCUCCUGUACCCGCUCUCGAUCAUUUUGGUGAUCGUGCUGGAGAAUGUGCUCGGGUUGGACUAG
Messenger RNA from Peronospora matthiolae, 1701 nucleotides. The record is from the annotation of a GenBank genome assembly. NCBI's taxonomy places the organism in Eukaryota, Oomycota, Peronosporomycetes, Peronosporales, Peronosporaceae.